This is a messenger RNA of Camellia sinensis, 411 nucleotides long. Lineage: Eukaryota; Viridiplantae; Streptophyta; Magnoliopsida; Ericales; Theaceae. The record is from RefSeq and is a predicted model, not a curated record.
AUGGAAGCAACAAAGGCUCUUAUCUGCAUCUCUGAAGUGCACCAUGCUGAAGUUGUUGAGGCCAAGGAAUAUGUGUCUCGGCGCAUCCAGGAAGAUUAUGGGGCCAUUACCUUUUCAGAGACAUAUGACAAGAUGCCUGGUCUUGACCUAUCCCUCGUCACUCAUCAUCUGGACACUUUUCCCAACUCUAAAUCGAUCAAGCAGCACGCUCGAAAGUAUCACCCUGAUCUUGAAGCAAAGAUUAAAGCAGAGAAGAAGAAUGGUCAGAUCAGGGUCUGCGUAGACUUUCGUGACCUGAAUAAGGCUUGCCUGAAAGAUGAGUUUCCAUUACCCCAUGUCAAUACACUUGUUGAUUCAAUUGCGGGACAUCAGAUGUUCUCUUUCAUGGAUGGGUUCAGUGGUUAUAACUAG